This is a messenger RNA of Symphalangus syndactylus (siamang), 3108 nucleotides long. RefSeq names its product abhydrolase domain containing 13 (gene ABHD13). The record is from RefSeq and is a predicted model, not a curated record. Lineage: Eukaryota; Metazoa; Chordata; Mammalia; Primates; Hylobatidae. Gene Ontology annotation, molecular function: palmitoyl-(protein) hydrolase activity. Gene Ontology annotation, cellular component: membrane.
GUCUGAGUAAGUGAGGUUCGGGGACCUCGAGCCCGCGGGGCCCGAGCUCCGGUCCGCGCCUUCUAGGAGGGUCGCGGGGAGCCGCCGGCUCCUCCAGGCGGAAGCUAAACCCUCCCGGGAGGCCGUUGGGGGAGCCCCGGGGCUAGUGCGGCUUCCCGGGGGGGGGGGGUCGUGCGGGGGCCGAGCGCCGGGGGUUGUGGAAGACCAGCCCGGGGCGCCGUGUCUGUCCGGGCUGCAGCCCUGCCGGCCGCCCCGACUCCGCUCACCCCUCACCAGGGGCAGCCAACUGAAGCCACAUACCUAUUUUGGAAACUAAGGAUACUUACAGAGAGCUACAAUGGAAAAGUCCUGGAUGCUGUGGAACUUUGUUGAAAGAUGGCUAAUAGCCUUGGCUUCAUGGUCUUGGGCUCUCUGCCGUAUUUCUCUUUUACCUUUAAUAGUGACUUUUCAUCUGUAUGGAGGCAUUAUCUUACUUUUGUUAAUAUUCAUAUCAAUAGCAGGUAUUCUGUAUAAAUUCCAGGAUGUAUUGCUUUAUUUUCCAGAACAGCCAUCCUCUUCACGUCUUUAUGUUCCCAUGCCCACUGGCAUUCCACAUGAAAACAUUUUCAUCAGAACCAAAGAUGGAAUACGUCUGAAUCUUAUUUUGAUACGAUACACUGGAGACAAUUCACCCUAUUCCCCAACUAUAAUUUAUUUUCAUGGGAAUGCAGGCAACAUAGGUCACAGGUUGCCAAAUGCAUUACUUAUGUUGGUUAACCUCAAAGUUAACCUUUUGCUGGUUGAUUAUCGAGGAUAUGGAAAAAGUGAAGGAGAAGCAAGUGAAGAAGGACUCUACUUAGAUUCUGAAGCUGUGUUAGACUAUGUGAUGACUAGACCUGACCUUGAUAAAACAAAAAUUUUUCUUUUUGGCCGUUCUUUGGGUGGAGCGGUGGCUAUUCAUUUGGCUUCUGAAAAUUCACAUAGGAUUUCAGCCAUUAUGGUGGAGAACACAUUUUUAAGCAUACCACAUAUGGCCAGCACUUUAUUUUCAUUCUUUCCGAUGCGUUACCUUCCUUUAUGGUGCUACAAAAAUAAAUUUUUGUCCUACAGAAAAAUCUCUCAGUGCAGAAUGCCUUCUCUUUUCAUCUCUGGACUCUCAGAUCAAUUAAUUCCACCAGUAAUGAUGAAACAACUUUAUGAACUCUCCCCAUCUCGGACUAAGAGAUUAGCCAUUUUUCCAGAUGGGACUCACAAUGAUACAUGGCAGUGCCAAGGCUAUUUCACUGCACUUGAACAGUUCAUCAAAGAAGUCGUAAAGAGCCAUUCUCCUGAAGAAAUGGCAAAAACUUCAUCUAAUGUAACAAUUAUAUAAUGUUUCCCUUUUUGAUUAUUGCAUUGUAUUUUAAUUUGUGCAGAAUGAUAAAGAAUGUUCCUUUUAGAAGUGUGUUAUGUCUGUACCUGUCUGAAGAGUGACAUUAAACUUUGAAAGGACUUCACUGCUCCUUUACAAUAUUCCAAAUAGUUUUUUACAUUGGAAAAAACUAUAAUUAUUGGGGUUAUUUCAUACAUUUUCAUCAAAACUUUCAAUGUGGUUAUGCAUUCAUAUCUUUAGUUUAAUAUGUCAGUAUAAUAGAUAUUGUUCAAAAGUUUCUUGUUGCUAAAGUGGUGUAAUCUGUUACACAGAUGAAUAGCUAGAUGUGGAAAGAGAUAUGUAAACAAGAAACCUUUGGGUAUUAUUUCUUAAGUAAAUAUUGGGACAAUCAUGGUAAGCAAACUUAGUUCUGUAACUGCAUUUUUCACCUUAAAAGUUAAAUGAAAUGCAUGACGGUAUUUUAUUCCUUGAAUUAUGCAAUGCAACAUUUUACAUGUAAAUAGCACUGGUCAUAUACUGAUGUAUAUGGUUAUCCGGGUUAUAUCUAUUUUUAUGUAAACUCUAUUUUGUUUUUUGGCAAGAAGUGAAAUUGAGACUUAUGUGCAGGUUGCCAUUGAAUUUUGCUCUGGUGAAUGCUGAGAUCCAGCUUUUUCUUACAAAUAAAUGGGACCCUGUUUUCCAAUAUAAAUGUACCGUGUUUUUGUUAGGUACAGUCUGGAUCAUGGCAUGCAGAAAUAGAAAUUUAGAAUUUUACUGCAGCUUUGGUGUGCAUAUUUGAACUUUUUAACAUUUGUAACUUUGGUGGCAAAGAGAAUUUUAGCUUCUAUCGAUUUUGUAAGUCUUCGCUGAACCACUAAUAGCAGUCAUAGUGAAGAUUAGCACUACUUAGAAUUAAAUUAGGAAGUCUUUUAUCAUUACAGGAUUGUACAUACUGCUUUAUAAAAAUUCUCACAUUUGAUUUUGAAUCCCAGUACCUAGUUAUAUCUAACCUAUCAAAGGAAAGAUAUCAUUUAUUGGACUUCUUGAAAAUAAAAGUUACAAAAUCCAACAACAACAACAACAAAAAAUGUUCUUGGUUUUAAUGUUCCAGUUGCUGUGAAAUAGAACUCCUACAAUCAAAAGACAGUUUUAGGAAGUCUUAUUUAUUUAUUUUAAAAGUUUUACAUGUAGGAGUGUGGAUGAAGGAAUUCUGGAGCUUUUUGACACAAAACCUAUUACCACAUUUAGCAAGUAAAUGGCUAUAGGUGGGAAGUAGGAUUUAGAUGUAUAGAAAAGUAAGAAAAUCUUGCUUAGAAAAAAGCCCCUUGAAACUUGCAGGAUUUACCUUAAUAAAAAUACACGCUAUGAGUCAUAAUUGUGCCAGGUUGUUUCAUGCAGUCCUCAAAAAUUAGAUGUAAUUGAGCUUUGUGUAAUAUUAUGUCAGCUUUAACAUAUAAUAUUUUGAAUAUUUUAGCUAUAUUUAGUGGCUUUCUGCAAGCAACUAGAACAGAGAAAUAAUGGGUCAGUAAUCUUGACCUCAAUUUAAAACUUUCAAUGGAGAUAGGGCUAGAAAUACUUUUGCCAAAUAGCAUUCUUAUUCACUUUAUGCCAGUAUUUAGAAAAAAUAAAUUAUAGCAAGUAAGAUUUCUAAGAAUAAUGUUUUUCUAUAAAUUACUAAUUGUAAAAAGUCUUGCUUUUUAAAACAAGUUGGUAAUGCAUAUCAUGGAAGGCAUAUUUUGUAUGUAUAAAUUCACCACAAUUAAAGACUAUUCUCGUCA